This is a messenger RNA of Dujonia railenensis, 2622 nucleotides long. The record is from the annotation of a GenBank genome assembly. Lineage: Eukaryota; Fungi; Ascomycota; Pichiomycetes; Serinales; Debaryomycetaceae.
AUGUUUUGGAAAAAGAGGCAAGGAGGCAUCUUGCUUACUCAAAGUCAUUUUUCUGCUGAUAAAUCACCAAACUCCUCUAGCAAUCUCGCUACUUUUUUUCGAUUGAAAAGUAGAAAAUUCUCUUCUAUUAGGUAUGCUUUGCUAGCAUUGUUGAUAAUAAUCAGUACUUGGCUUUAUCUGAUAUCGGAAACCUUUCAAUUAGACCUAAUCAAAACUGGACAAGAUACCUUGUUUGAAGAAUUGAAAUUGGCUAACUAUAACACACUCUUUAUUGAAUACCUAAAAAGUUUAUUACCCUCUCCUCAUAAAAACUUUAAGUCUGAUUACUUUAUCCACUCUGAGAAUUAUGAUUCUCUACUUCAGAAGUAUGGUUUAGCAACAAUGUUAAGUGAGCUAUCAUUUCAAGAAAGGUGUGACUUAUAUUUUAGUGAGUUAUACCGCAAUGAACCGAAUUGGAAACUCAACCCAAAUAUAAAGCUAAAAUAUAGCUAUAAGCAAUUGAAGAGUUUUACUGAUUUUAGGAUGGAAAAUGUAAUGUAUGCUUCGAGAAAGCUCGGUAUAGAACCAUCUGAACUUCACCUUUCGGAAGAGAAGGAGGAAGAAAUCAGGCAAAGGUAUAGCAAGCGGCUUGAGAAAGCAAAACAAGAUGAACAAUCUCUUCACAGUCACUUAACACAUCUAAAAGUAUUCAACAAGUGUUACCUCACUUCAAAUCAACCAAGAGUAAGAAAAGAAGUAAAAGAAUUCGAAAAGGUUCAAAAGGAUGCUCUAAGAUCCAUUGAGUUAAAGUCCUCACCGCAAAUUGCUAAGAUUGUGCAUAGUGCUCCUAAGUAUAAAUUUUCUUCUUGUUCAGAUUUAGAAAGGAGAGUGUACCCUUGGUUAACAGGUAAACUUCCUAAAUACAUUCGUUGGGAUGGUAGAAUUUUCAAUGGGGAAAUUCCGAAAAUGUGCAAAUUCAUUGGAGAAGAUUGUUCAAGUCCUCCUUACGAACCAAUAGUCGAAUCUUCAUUGACUGGUAACACAGCGUGCUUUUUGAAUGAAAUGAGACAACAAUUAAAUGGAAAAGGUAUUGCUUUGACCAUAGAAGAUCGUCACGUUGAAAUUACAAUUCGUUUAAUUAGACUCUUAAGAUUCUACGGUAAUACUCUUCCUAUCCAAAUUGUAUAUAUCAAGGGUGUUUCGGAAGAGUCUAGAAAUCAAUUGAUCAAAGCUGCAAGGUCCCCGUUUACUGAUUCACAUGGAAAUAAAUUAGUUGAACAAGAAUUAUGGUUUGUCGAUGUUUCUCAAGUGAUGUACAGUAGGUAUUACAAAAAGUUCAGUAGAUUUGGAAAUAAAAUAUUGGCCACAUUAUUUAACUCAUUUGAGGAGCUAAUGCUUAUUGAUUCUGAUACUGUCUUGUUUCAAUCACCAGAAUAUUUUUUCAAUUUAGAUCAAUAUAAGAAAUUCGGUGCAUUCUUCUACAGAGAUAGAAGUGCUGAAUUUCGGGGUAAGAGUGAUGCAAUGUUCUUUCGUAAGAUGAUGCCUUCCUUGCUUGACACCGCUAUUUUUGAUAUUCCUCAAGUAACAAAGUAUACCCUCGAUAGAGAACUUUUUCAUGGAUUAAAUCAUUAUACAGAAAGUGGAUUAGUCAUGAUUAAUAGGAAUCGCCAUUUCCUCCAAGCAUUGACCAUGGCUCAGAUUAGUUUCAUGGAACCAGUAAAAGAAAGGGUGCAUGGGGAUAAAGAAUUAUUUUUAUUGUCCUUAACAAUAUAUGGUGAGGAAUCUUACGAGUUCAAUAAGCAUUUUGCUGCAUCGAUUGGAGUCACCACUCCCCUCGAGGAAAGACUUCAGGAAGUGAAACAAGACGUAAUGAACUCCAAUCGAGAUUAUGUCAAAAAUAGCUUUGAAUCCAAAGAGAUAUGCUCUAACCACCCAGCUCAUAUUAGUGAUGCCGACAAUCAUACUUUACUUUGGAUCAACUCCGGUUUCAAGCAUUGCGGCCAAGGUGCCCGAGUAAAUUACGACGAUGAGUUUAGGAACAAAAAUAGGUACUCGAAGUACGACACUAUGGAAAAAUUUAAAGAACUUUUCAAUCUGAAAUUGGAGAUAAAAGAAGCAAUAAUUCCUCCUUUCGACGUAAAAUUGGGGAUGUAUGCUCAUAAUGACGAUUUUGAACCUUCAUGGGCUUGGAACAAAUUACAGCACAGCUGUAGAGGUUACACUUGGUGUGCAUAUUCCCUGAUUGGUGGUUCUGAGAGUAAUUUCCAGCUGGGAAUAUAUGUCCAAUUUACAGACGACGAAAUUGAUAGGUUCAAUGAACUUGGAGAUAUAUGGAUGAGUGAUUUUGAUUUUAGAAGUGAAAGACAGAUAAACAUCGACAAAAUAAAGAAGAUAGCAGUUAAAUCUUUACCAUGUGGAUUAUUAUUUUUUGUGGUGUAUACUGCAUACAAAACAGUGAGAAUGAUUUUCCUGAAUUGGAGACGAAUCGCUAGUUACGUGAUACAUUUUGGAGCCUUCAGCCUUGGUCUAAUUAAAUGGGGAAUCGAGAAAUUGUACCUACGCUACAUCUUAGAAACAAUAUUGGGGAAGACUAUCAGCUUUUUGGUGUUUUUAAAAAGUAAAUUACGGAAGGAGGAGUUUUGA